Penicillium malachiteum is the source of this 1950-nucleotide messenger RNA. RefSeq lists its product as uncharacterized. The transcript has a single exon. NCBI's taxonomy places the organism in Eukaryota, Fungi, Ascomycota, Eurotiomycetes, Eurotiales, Aspergillaceae. The coding region runs from base 1 to 1950 and encodes 649 amino acids. The record is from RefSeq and is a predicted model, not a curated record.
AUGUCCAUCUUCGGGAAGAUAAAGGAAUGGCUCCCUUCAUGGAGCGUUAGUUCUCGUGGGUCCCCUAGACUCGAGGACUACUCAACCUCCUUCCCCUCAUCCGACCUGUCUAGCUCUUUCGUAACAACUAAUCGACGUGCUCUGCGACAAAAAGCGAGGGCUGUGACACCUACUCCUCCGUCCACGAAGGCUAUCCUUAAGCAGCCUCUCAGAAAAGGCAACACAACUCCGAGUCCUCGUUCCUCUAUUUCAGAGCUUGAGGAGCACCAAAAGGCAACCAGAACACCUCUUUAUAGUGCCACGCGGGCCCUUAGCGAGGAAGGUACGCUAUUCAAGCCACCUUCAGCAGCGAGAGUAUUCGAAAAGUCCGAGCACUACGAACAGAUCAUCAAUCUCUCAUCCUACAAUUCUACACAGGCUAUCGCUAACACUGUAGCCAACACAGUCAACUUCUCUCGAGUCACCAACAUUCAGUAUUGUGAACGCACUGUAAAUACACUUAUUUACAGUCCUGGACAAGCCACGAUGAGUAAGAGGAAGAAGGACAGACCCGAUGAGGAGAAUAAAAGUCGACGUAAAAAGAAGAAGAGCAGCCCCGAAUUGGCGGAUGAUCAGAGCAGCAAAUCUGAAAAGAAGAAAGAGCGAAAGAUGAAGCGAAAGAGGGAGGAAGAGGAUCUUCAGAAGGACCAACCACAGGCCACUUUAACAGCAGAAGAGGGAACUUCAAAGACCCGAAACAAGAAAAGCAAGAAAGACAAGAAAAAGACAACGAAGAAUAAAAAAGCCAAAAAAUCAAAUGACAAGAUUCCUUACUUCUAUGGACACUAUACCAGUGAGGAGGAGGAGGAAAACGACGACGGGGGUGAAGACGAAGAUGAAAACAAUUCUAGUGAUAACGAUGAGUUUGGAGUCUACCAGGGACAGCGAGAUUAUUAUCCAUCAGGGAAAAGCGAAGAUCUCAGCAGUGUCAGUGACGAACCAAGUGAUGACCAGGAUGGUGAGGUUAGGCAAAGUGAUUUUGAGGAGGAAAGUGAAGGCGACGAAUAUGAAAUUUCUCGCGGGGAACGAAACGAUCUGCUCAACGAGCUUACCCGAGAACGAGGCAAGCAAUUGAUUGAGAGUAUGGAAAUUCCAAACGACCCUAGCAUCGCAGAAGAGCAGAUGAAGUUAUUUCGGACAAUCGGUACUCGGGGUUGUGAGCCUAUCAUUUCUGAAUUUUGGGCUACUGAUUUCCCGACCUUACCCAAGGCACUGUUUACUCAAGAAACCCCUCGAUCCACACCAAGUCAAUCUGAAGAAUGUUUACCUUUUGAGCCAUUAUGGGGCUCGGAGUUUUAUGCCAUCAAAGCACUUCAAGAGGUUUUUGCAUUGGGUGGACGUGUCCGGGAUUCUACACUUUUAACUGUCAGUCCUCAAGUCGCAAUUGAAAGGACUAUUCGCAAGUAUAUGCGGUGGGCUAUGUACACAGCGGGCUUGGAGGAGAUGGAUUCAACGAUUCCUGUUCAUGCAGUUUGCUGUCAACAAAAAGGCGAAGAUCUUCUCAAAACUCUCACCAGGGCCUCGCAGAGACUGGAAAGAUUAGCUUUACGUCACCAGGAGGCACACAAGAAGCUAAUAUCAAGUCAACAUAACUGGCCAGUGCUUGUGGCAUUUGUUGCGAUUGGACCUAUCCUUUGUCUUAUUUCCCGAGAUACCGAUCCUAACACUUUGAAAAGUUCUGCUUCCUUAGUCGAGGAUUCAGAUAUCGAUACACGAAUCAAAUUUAUGACCCAUAUUGAUCUUUCUGAGACAACUCAGGAUGUUUGGAACUCUUUGGCUGUUGCGCUUUGUGUGUGUCAUGCUAGAGAUACUGCGAAUCGUCUUACUGUCAACUUUACUGGCAGUCCUUAUGUGCAUCGGCUGCGUGGGGAGAAUGAUACAUGUAGUAUCAAUAUCGACGAAGAUUUGUGA